Corticium candelabrum is the source of this 925-nucleotide messenger RNA. RefSeq lists its product as uncharacterized. The record is from RefSeq and is a predicted model, not a curated record. The transcript has 2 exons. The coding region runs from base 41 to 859 and encodes 272 amino acids. NCBI's taxonomy places the organism in Eukaryota, Metazoa, Porifera, Homoscleromorpha, Homosclerophorida, Plakinidae.
GUUGCUUCCUUCUCUUCGUAAGAAACAAGAAGAUCCAUUCAUGGAGAAGGCAACACUCAUGAAGAGGAUCGAGCAGGAAGCAUGUCCAGGACAAGAGAAGAAGGUUGUAGAGAAGGUAGUUGAUUUUUUAGAUGAUUCAGGAGAGAUUGCUGUUGCCGGUGAUGUGGCAGCUCUCAAUCCUGCAUCUCUACAUCAUUAUGCCAUCGGUCCUCUCAUUGCUUCUGAUGAUUUUAAGUGGCACGUCAGGUCAAAGAGGAAGGAUGGCACAGUAACAAGAGAAGAAGCAGAAAUGGCAAUCAAUCAUUUCCGAAGAGAUAAGAAGAUUCAAGUUCAACUCAACACAGAUAAAGUUCUCGCUAUAAAUAGAUCUCUUGGUAUCUGCUUCAAAGUGGAAGGCAGAGACGACGUGUACAUGUUUCCAGCUCUCUUGCCUCCUAAGGAUCUGUCUGUCGUGUGGAAGAGAGACGAGAGUAAGAAAGUGUAUGUCGGUCGACGUCAAGUGUACAGCAGUCAGACGACCAUCUUCAGUCCACCUGCAUUUGGCAUGUUUCAAUCUAAAGUUUGCACUACAUUAGAUAAGAAAGCACAGCUGUGGAGGAAUGGACUGAUUUUAUCACAAGGUGAUACAGUUUCUAAUCGUGUUGAAUGUUUGGUUGCCAUGGUAGAUCCUGUUCGUUCUGUCGAUUUUGUAUGUCGUGGAGGUAAGGCAACAGAAGCAGAAUGCGUUUCCCUGCUCGACACUGUCAUUUCUCUUUGGAGAGAUACGUUAGACAGAUACAGUCCAGGCACUGACUAUGAGACUGAAUAUCUGAGCAGAAAGCAUUUAGAGGAACACAAAGAACUGAAUAAUAUUGUAUGAUAUAGUAUUAGUAGAUGAUAUAGGCUGUACUUAGUGGUCGAGGCUGGAGGACAAUAUUGAUAUUAA